This is a messenger RNA of Sitodiplosis mosellana (orange wheat blossom midge), 1107 nucleotides long. RefSeq names its product larval cuticle protein A2B-like. NCBI's taxonomy places the organism in Eukaryota, Metazoa, Arthropoda, Insecta, Diptera, Cecidomyiidae. The record is from RefSeq and is a predicted model, not a curated record. Bases 128 to 667 code for a protein of 179 amino acids. The transcript has 3 exons. Gene Ontology annotation, cellular component: extracellular matrix.
CGUCAUCCAACCGAAGAAGCAUCAAUCCGAUUUGUGCACUCAUUUGUACAGUUACAUAUUUUCAUUACACUCUUCAGGUCGAUUUGUUUUGAAGUUUUUUUCUUCUUCUUCCUACCAAGUGCAAAAAAUGGCUUUCGUUAAGACUUCGAUUGUUUUGGUUGCUUUGUUUGGUGUUUGUAUGUGCAGUGUUUUGGUGCCGGGUGUCGCUCCACCACUCGCUCCAAUUGCACAAUUUGCUCCGCGUGUUUUAGCUGGCCCGGCUGUUGCUGUUCAUCCAGAACCAUAUGAUCCAGCACCACAAUACGCUUUUGCCUAUAAUGUUCAAGAUCAACUUACCGGUGAUCACAAAAGCCAACAAGAAACUCGUGAUGGUGACAUUGUCAGAGGAUCGUACUCACUUGUUGAGGCCGAUGGCAGUUUACGUACUGUUAUUUACACAGCUGACCCCUUGAAUGGAUUCAAUGCUGUUGUUGAAAAGACACCACUCGUCCAUAAGGCCGCCGUUGUUCCAGCCGCUCCCAUUGCUCCAUUUGCCCCAGUGCCACAUGCAUUACCAGCACCUGUAUUCCCAGCUCCAGCCGCUGUGCCGGCAUUCCCCGCAGCCGUUCCGGCUCCAGCAUUCCCAUUUGCAUCGCGCGUUGUUGCGCCAGUAACACGUGUUUUCUAAAAAUAAAACACACCAACCGAGACCGAUCCAUUGAAAAAAAAAUUGAUUCAUAUCAACAAACCCUAGCUAAAAAUGUGUGCUUUCUCAAUUACGUUGUUAUAACGUUGUCGGCAACUUGCGGACAAAUCACAUGAUUAAGUGCUCCGUAGACGUAGAGAGAGAGAUCAAACGCAAUCACAGAGCCUUUGAAAGACUUCUUUUUUUUGUAUAAUGUUAUCGAGAAUGUAGUGUUGUUGUUAUGUAAUUCAAUUUUUAUUAUUAUCGUUAGUUUGUUAUGUUUAGAUCUAUUUGCUCGAAGUAUGAAUGGCAAUUCAUCGUUUAGAGAUUCGAAUGGUGAAUCGGAAUAUGUUAAGCGAAAAAAAUGUAGAAAGAAAGACAAAAAAACGUAUUUAUAUAAUGAGAAUUAUUAAACAUAUCAAAACAUAUCAUUUGCGUUUGAA